AUGGCUUUAACAGCCAAGAAUAAGCUCAAAUUUGUCGAUGGAUCACUGAAGAAACCAUCUACUGAGCUUGAAGAUGAAUUUCACGCAUGGAAUCGCAGUAAUAAUAUGGUGUUAUCCUGGAUCUUGAAUUUUGUAUCCAAGGAUAUUGCGACAAGUGUGAUCUACAUCAAUUCGGCUGAACAAAUGUGGACCGAUUUAAAGGAUUGUUUUUCACAGAAGAACGGGCCUCGGAUUUUUCAAUUGCAGAAGGCAAUUUCUUCUCACUCGCAACAGAACCUCUUUGUCAGUGAGUAUUAUACUCAACUCGAGGGGCUUUGGGAUGAAUUGACCAAUUACAGGCCAAUUCCACAGUGUUCCUGUGAUACUCCGAAAAUUCUUGCUGAUCAUUAUCAUCAAGAUUACGUUUUUCAGUUCCUCAUAGAACUGAAUGACAGUUUUGCUCAAAUUCGAGGGAAAAUUCUCCUUAUUGAUCCAUUGCCGUCGAUCAAUAAGGUGUUUUCUCUAGUGAUUCAGGAGGAAAGGCAGCGCGUGAUUUCUGUUAAUCCUGUUCAAGUUGAAACUGUUGCACUACUGACGAAGACUGCUUCACAGUACCAGAAUCAGCCAAAUCGUACUGGCAAACCACCGUUUCGCAAAGAAAGACCUGUAUGUACUCAUUGUGGUUUACUCGGUCACACAACGGAGAAAUGUUACAAGCUCCAUGGUUAUCCCCCAGGGUACACAUUCAACAAGAACAAGCUGAAUUCUUCUUCAGCUAAUCAAGUUCAAGAAGCUGAUCAACCUUUCCAGGUUCCUCAGCUGUCUAUAUCUCAGGAGCAGAUUCAACAGCUACUGGCUCUAAUCAAGCCGUCCACUUCCAAUUUAGUUGCUGAAGUUUCAUCACCUUCAGCACAUCAAGUCGUCAACUCUCAGGACCAUUUGUUUUCUAAUAUGGGAGGUAAUGGUUCUCAUUCCAUUCCUUUUUCUUUUGCUUCUUUCCUUUCGAAAUUGAAGCAUUCUAUGGUUAAUUCUGUAAUUUCCUCUGCUUCUGUUUCUGUUUCUGUUUCUUUGGAUAUGAAGCAUUCCGUGUUUUCAACUUCACAUUUACCUCCGCAUAUUUCAUCUAUUAAUCUUCAUUCUUGGAUUAUCGAUACUGGUGCUACUGAUCAUAUUAUCAGUACAGUAUCAUUAUUCACUUCAAUUACUGCAACCAUUUCUUCUCGUGUGAAAUUACCAAAUGGCAAUUUUGCCAUGGUUACUCAUAUCGUUUCAUUUCGCUUUACAGAUGGUACCUGA
Alnus glutinosa is the source of this 1275-nucleotide messenger RNA. RefSeq lists its product as uncharacterized. The transcript has 2 exons. The coding region runs from base 1 to 1275 and encodes 424 amino acids. NCBI's taxonomy places the organism in Eukaryota, Viridiplantae, Streptophyta, Magnoliopsida, Fagales, Betulaceae. The record is from RefSeq and is a predicted model, not a curated record.